Molecule: messenger RNA, 4572 nt
Organism: [Candida] anglica
Lineage: Eukaryota; Fungi; Ascomycota; Pichiomycetes; Serinales; Debaryomycetaceae
Source: the annotation of a GenBank genome assembly
AUGUAUGAUUAUUCGAUUGGACGAUCUUCAUGGGGAGGGUAUUGUGAUCGAUCUUCUUCAUAUCCCUUAUUUACAUACGAUGGCAAUUCCCUAGAUCCUUGCUUUGUGUGGGAUAUCUCAAGUGUAAUCAAUCUCAUACUUGGUACUUUUGUUACUUUCGAAUUAAUCUCCUUGGUAUACUUUGGGAAUUCUGGACUGCGUCGUAUAAGGUUCCUGUUUGGAUCUGUACUUGAAGGUAGUGCCCAAAAAUGUCGGCUUGUCUUGAUUGUAUUCUACUUUACCUUCCAAGGUAUUUUGUCAUUUGCAUAUAUUGGCCAAAUCUCGAACGUGUUAGUUUUGCCUGCGGUGUUUAUGCUACACUUAGUUGAACCAACUAGAUCCCUUGUUCAGCUGACUUCACUUCUUUGGAUAUGGACUGUUCAAGCACUCUUGAAUACAAUUUCUCUAGUACAGGAUGAAUUCUCACCAGUUAAAGUCGUAGGCACUAGUAAUACUUUCCAGAGUAUUGAAUUAAUUACAUGGUUAAUUUCCAUUCUUUUAUUCAUUUUGGAAGUGUUCGUAUGGGAACCUACUACAGGACUUCUUGAUUAUUACAGAUUGAAUGGAUGGGAUAAUGACAUUGAUACUGCUCGGAACUCUUUCUCAAAUAUUGCAUUUACUUGGUUACAGCCUUUAUUGAAAGGUGUGUAUUAUACGGAUGUUGCCAGUCCUGAAAUUAUUCCCAAACCUCCCACCGAAAUCACGAUUGGAUUUACAGAAAGUAAGAUUGAAACUGCUUGGAAUAAUGCAGUACUUGAAGCAAGGAGACGACAACCAAGAAGUGAUGACGAACUAAGUAUUUCUCUUCUUUCUUGCAUAUUCAAAGCCUUUUGGUCAAUAAUCCUUUCCAGCUUUAUAUUAGAUGUAAUUGGUGUGACAUUAACUUUUGCAGAACCAUUCUUGCAACAACAAUUCAUUUUAUUCUUCACAAAAAGUAAUGAUACAACAUCCACUUCCCCUCCUAUGAUAAAAGGAUACGCGAUAGCCGGCGCCUUUUUUGUUGUUUCCAUGGUUCGUACCAUAUUGAACACGCAAGCUUCUCAAUUAAAGUCUAAGGCUCUUUAUUCCGCGACUGCUAUUCAAUCUUUAAUCUAUAAAAAGGCUCUCAGACUUUCAGCAGAAUCAAGACAAUCCAAAAGUGUGGGUCAAAUUAUAAACCACAUAUCGUUGGACAUUCCGAUUAUUACUUCGUUUCCUACAGGAUCGGCAGUUAAACUAGUUAUUGCACCUUUCAAAGUUGUAUUAUGUGUAUUAGCAUUAUAUCUGAUAAUCGGGAACGCUACCUGGGCAGGCGUCACAGCAGCACUUGUUAUCAUUCCAUUAGUUUCCAAGAUUAAAGGUAUAACUACCCCGUUAACGAAACAGAUCAUGGAAUACAAAGAUUCAAGGUUGCAACUCAUCAACGAAGUUCUCAACUCAAUUUUAAGUGUGAAACUUUAUACAUGGGAAGAUCUGAUUGAAGAUAGAAUCAAGGCAGUUAGAAAUGGAAAGGAAUUGAAUACAAUUCGACUUUUAAGUGUAUGGAAUUCGUUUUCGAGAUUCAUAUUUGGAACAAUACCGUUCUUCAUAUUAUGUUCCAGUUUUGGUGCUUUCGUGCUUUUGAACGAUACACCUCUUACUCCAGACAUUGUUUUCCCUGCAUUAACUCUUUUUAGCGUACUUGGUCGAUUUAUAUCAUCAACUUCAGGAUUGAUUCAAAAACUUUCCAAAGCUAAAGUUUCAUACAGGCGAGUUGAAGAGUUUCUUUUAUUACCUGAAUCGAACAAUAUUGCUAAAAGAGAAUAUGGAGACUUAAAUCUGAGAAAAACUUCCAUAAAUAUCACAAACGGGACAUUCUUAUGGAAUACACCCACUGAGUAUAAUAAAGUUGAAGAUGAGGUGACUGGGAUUUCCAAUGUUGCAUUGAGCGACAUCAAUUUGUCUACAAAACCUAACCUGUUAACAUGUAUUGUUGGUAGGGUAGGGAGUGGAAAGACAACAAUGAUAAAAUCUAUUUUAGGAGAAAUGCCUUGCACCCCCGAAUCUUCAGUGAAAAUUUAUGGCUCAGUGGCCUAUUGUGCUCAAGUGCCAUGGAUAAUCAAUGCAUCGGUACAAGAUAAUAUUUUAUUCGGUCUCCAAUAUAACAAGUCCCUUUACGAAAGAACAAUUGAAGUGUGCGAGUUAGCUGUGGAUAUACUGUCAUUUCCUCAAGGCGAUCAAACUUUAGUUGGUGAGAAGGGAAUUUCCCUUUCUGGUGGUCAAAAGGCUCGUAUUUCUCUAGCACGAGCAGUAUACUCUAGAUCAGACAUUUAUAUCUUUGACGAUAUUCUUUCUGCUAUUGAUCGAUAUGUUGGACAAAAAAUCAUGAAUAAUAUUUUAGGACCAAAUGGAAUCUUAUCUUCCAAGACUAGAAUUCUCGCAACGAACUCUAUACCAAUUUUACAUCUUGCCGAUGAAAUUAUUCUUUUAGAGAAUGCUAGGAUUGUAGAAAGGAAAACAGGAUCUGAUUUAGUUAUUAUUGAUGAUAAUUCUAAGCUAUCAACGUUAGUACGUGAUUUCGGUGCUCAUUCUGAAACGCCAGAACCAACUGAAUUCAAUGACACUCUGGAAGCUGAUUCACUCCAAGUUACUUUAAAUAGUGUGUUCGAUUCUAAAUCAACAAUCGAAGAGGAAGGUGAUGGUACAAAAAAUAGACAUUUAGUGUCCGCAGAAAUAUCUUCCAAAGGUAGGGUUAAAUCUUCAGUCUUUUUUGAAUAUUUCAAGGCAUGUAAUUAUGCAACCACCGUUAUCUAUGUGGCAUUUACAACCAUCAGUAUUUUCAUCACCGUAUAUCAAACUAUAAUUUUGACUGAAUGGUCAGAGUUAAACCAAAACGCAGGCAAGACUAUACACCCAGUGUAUUAUUUGUCACUAUACGCCUUAACGGUUGUAGUACGUGGUGUAUUUACCAUGUCAGGAUUAAUUAUCAUUUGGGUUUUCAGCUUUAUAAAAGGAUCAAUAUACUUCCAUGAUAAGAUGAUGUUCAAAAUAUUAAGAUCACCAAUGUCGCUUUUUGAAACUACACCAGUUGGAACCAUAUUAAAUAGAUUUUCAAAUGACAUUGCAGCAAUGGACUUGACAAUUCCAGGGAUAUUUGUUAAUGCAGUUAAUUUAAUUGUUAAUUCCACCACUUCUUUUGCAGCCAUUAUCGUCAAACUACCAGCGAUGAUAGUGGUUAUUAUUCUAUUACUUGGAGUGUAUAAUUCAAUUCGAAUGUACUUUAUUCCAGCCUCAAGAGAAAUUAAGAGGCUUUCAAGAACUGCCAAUAGUCCAAUUAUAACCCAUUUACUGGAAUCGGUCAAUGGUGUUGAUACUCUCAAUGCAUAUGAUCAACAGGUUAGGUAUUCAAAGUUAAAUUCGAACAAGAUUGAUACGUUUAUUGGGAUAAAUUAUGCCAACUCGUCUUUAUCACGUUGGCUUUCAAUCAGAUUGCAAACGAUUUCUUCUACUAUUCUAUUUUGUACUUGUGUGUUUUGUGUGCUUACACUUGACACGAAACACCCAUAUAAUGCUUCAUUGGUUGGAUUUAUACUUAACUAUUCAUUAUCAAUCCCAAGUCAAUUGCGGUCUAUUAUUACGUGUUGGACACAAGUUGAGACGCAAACAGUUGCAAUCGAGCGCAUUAUAGAUUACUGUGAUUUACCAAUUGAGGCGCCCAGGAUCAUUGAUAAUUAUCGACCUACGACCGUGCCAUGGCCCAAUGAUGGUAAUAUAAUUUUUAAGAAUUAUUCAACUCGAUAUAGAGAAGAUUUACCACUUGUUUUGAAAAAUUUAAAUUUGAAUAUUAAAGGUGGUUCAAAGGUAGGUAUUGUUGGAAGAACGGGAUCAGGAAAAUCUACAAUGACAAGAGCAAUAUUCAGACUUUUAGAAGCACAGAGUGGUCACAUCGAAAUAGAUGAUAUGAAUACAAGUAAAAUGGGACUCUAUGACUUGCGGAGUAAUCUCAGCAUUAUCCCACAAGAUUGUCAAACAAUUGAAGGAACUGUGCGUCAAAACCUUGAUCCAUUAAAUGAACGAUCAGACGAAGAUCUUUGGAAAGUAUUAGAAAUGUCCCAUUUAAAGAACCAUGUCCUUGGCUUGAGAUCAAGAGCUCCAAAAGUUAAAAAGAAGAAAAAGGGGAAAUCAAUAGAUAUAGAUGAUAAUAAUGAAGUGAAUGAUCCAUUACUUGAUAACAAACCAUUGGGAUUAGACGCAUUUGUGUUUGAAGGAGGAUCGAAUUUUUCUGGUGGCCAGAAACAAUUGCUUUGUCUUGCCAGAGCAUUACUUAAUCCAUCCAAUAUCCUAAUUCUUGAUGAGGCUACUGCUGCAGUUGAUGUUGAAACUGAUAUGCAUAUUCAAAAGAUAAUUCAAGAAUCAUUGCGGGGUAAAACAAUCUUAACCAUUGCACACAGAAUCGAGACAGUACUAAAUAAUGAUUAUAUAUUGGUACUUGAGCAUGGUGAAAUAAAAGAGUUUGGAACUCCAAAGGAGUUACAAGAAAAGAAUGGGAUUUUUGCCAAGUUAUUAAAUAGUUAG